Messenger RNA from Austrofundulus limnaeus, 1760 nucleotides. Its product is annotated as probable phosphatase phospho1. NCBI's taxonomy places the organism in Eukaryota, Metazoa, Chordata, Actinopteri, Cyprinodontiformes, Rivulidae. The transcript has 2 exons. The coding region runs from base 99 to 872 and encodes 257 amino acids. Gene Ontology annotation, molecular function: phosphatase activity. The record is from RefSeq and is a predicted model, not a curated record.
GUUGGCGCUGCGGGAUGCUGUUACCACCGGAGCCGGGCAACUAACCGUCCGCCGCCUCUGCUGAGCACCACCACCGCCGAGAGGGACCAUCACCAAAGAUGACAGCUCCGUCAAACCCAAUCCUUUCAGAACCGCAGGAGAAACGCUUCUUGGUGCUGUUUGACUUCGACGAGACCAUCAUCGAUGAAAGCAGCGACGACGCCAUGAUACGGCUCCUGCCGGGUCAACAGCUCCCCGCCUGGAUGACGGACAGCUUCCGGGAAGGCCAAUACAACGAGAACACGCAGAAGGUUUUGACCUUCAUGGCAGAGCAGGGCGUGUCCAUGGAAUCCAUCCACUCAGCCGUAAAGAAGAUCCCCCCCUCUCCUGGCCUCCUGAAGCUCCUGCAGUAUCUGCAAAGCCACCUGCACGACUUUGAGCUGGUGGUGGUCUCCGACGCCAACACGUACUUCAUCCAAACGUGGCUCGAGCAYGCCAACGUGCGUCACCUCUUCAGGAAGAUUUUCACAAACGCUGCCCGUUUCGGCGCCGCGGGCGAGCUGGCGCUGCUCCCYUUCCACUCGCACUCGUGCUCCCGCUGCCCCGACAACAUGUGCAAGCAAGUGAUCCUUCGGGAGUAUUUGGCGGACCGGCAAACGGAGCGAGGYGGCGCUACGUUCCAGAGGGUGUUUUAUAUCGGGGACGGGGCCAACGACGUGUGUCCUUCUCUGGCUCUGGGGCCCCGGGACAUAGCYUUCACCAGGAGGGACUUCCCCAUGCACAGGCUUCUGGUGGAGAUGCAGCGAUCUGCUCAGUUCAAGUCGAACAUAGUUCCCUGGGUCUGUGGUGAGGAUAUAGUGGACAGUCUGGAAAAAAUAGUGAGGGAAAGAUGAAACCAGAAAAAUAAAAGAAAAGAAAAAACUGAAGUGAGGGAGUAAACUGAUGCAGUUACUGGUGCAUGAUGUUAUCCUAGCUUCAGUUGCACAGUUUAUAAUAAUAAAAUCAAACUAAUCUAUGCUUGAUAGAAAAGAAACACAUUUUAAAGAAUGAGGGAUGGCCUAAAGUCAUAUUCCAUCCUAUUUAAAGUGGGGUUAUGUGUAAGUUUAGGUUAUGAAGAAUUUAUAAAUUGCYAAGUGUUGCUAGUGUUGUAGUGCUUGAGACUGGUCUUGGUCUUAAAAUGAUCACGGUCUUGUCUUGGACUCAGACAUUGAGGACUCUUGAGGAUUUUAUUUCAAGACCAGUCAAGACCACAACUGUGGAAAUAUCACUAAAUCACCUAAUGUCUAAUUUAUUUCUUAACAUCCUUGUUUUCACUGGAUGUAAAACGUACUGAUUCAAAUCCAAGCGUGACUCAUUGCUAAUUAUGUAUUAUUGGUACCAUCAUCCCUUUUAYUCGCAUGCAGAACUCUAAGACAGUGAGCAUUGGUUGUCUGGGAGCAGGAGAAGAUGUCUGCAAAUUCUACAGUAGUUCAUAAAGAAUAUAUUUGUAAAAUGAUAUUCAGAAGAUAGCAUUCCUUUACGGUGGGGACUACGUCAAACUUUURUCCUCACUUGUAGGAAGCACAAAGAAAGGUAAGCAGCUGAUGUUGGCAAAGCUAACUAGCCAACGUUAGCAAUCCGCCUCUGUAGCAAAACUCUUUACCCGGCCCACACGAGAUUUAGUCAAUAUUAGCCGUACAGAAUUCUGUACGUUUUAGGACACUAGUUUCGAGUUUUAUUUAUUUAUUUAUUUUGUUUCUGGUCUUGAUUGAUUUGAUUUUGAUUUAUUGAUUUAACAGGAA